This is a messenger RNA of Cajanus cajan (pigeon pea), 2115 nucleotides long. RefSeq names its product DEAD-box ATP-dependent RNA helicase 52. The record is from RefSeq and is a predicted model, not a curated record. Gene Ontology annotation, molecular function: RNA helicase activity; nucleic acid binding; ATP binding. NCBI's taxonomy places the organism in Eukaryota, Viridiplantae, Streptophyta, Magnoliopsida, Fabales, Fabaceae.
UCAGAGCCACUCUGCUAUAUAAACACUCCCUCUUUCCAUUCUACUCUCACCACACCACCAUGCCUUCCCCCUAUGUCCCUCCGCAGCACCGCAUCCCACCUUUCUCUCACAACUUCGUCCGUGGCGCCGCUAGGCCACGUGGCGGUGGGCGUAACGGUUCCGGCGCCCGGGGGUUCUCCCGGAACAACAUGCGACCUGUGGAGGAUAUGCAAAGCCUCGAGGGAAUCAACCUGGAGGCGUACGAGUCCGUCCCGGUGGAGGCGAGUGGGAAGGACGUGCCACCGCCGGUGAAGGCGUUCCAUGAAACGGACUUGGACGAGGGUUUGAAGAGGAACAUAGAGCGGUGCAAGUACGUGAAACCCACGCCGGUUCAGCGUCACGCGAUUCCCAUUGCGAGUGCAGGACGUGACCUUAUGGCGUGCGCGCAGACUGGGUCGGGUAAAACGGCGGCGUUUUGCUUCCCCAUCAUUUCGGGGAUUUUGAAAGGUCGUUCCGCUUCUGCUUUCUCAUCAAUGCCUCGCGCUGCCGCUGUUGCUGUUGCAUACCCCACUGCACUUAUUUUGUCUCCUACCAGAGAGUUGUCUUGCCAGAUACGUGAUGAAGCCAACAAAUUUGCUAAUCAGACUGGAGUGAAGGUUGUCGUUGUUUAUGGUGGGGCUCCUGUUACUCACCAGUUGCGUCUUCUGGAGAGAGGUGUGGACAUAUUGGUUGCAACUCCUGGGCGUUUGGUGGAUAUUAUUGAGAGAGAAAGGGUUUCAUUAAUGAGGAUAAAGUAUCUUGCUUUGGAUGAAGCAGAUCGUAUGUUGGAUAUGGGUUUUGAGCAUCAAAUACGCAAGAUUGUGCAGCAAAUGCAAAUGCCCCCACCGGGUGUUAGACAGACUUUGCUGUUUAGUGCCACGUUCCCUAAUGAUAUACAGAAGCUUGCAUCGGACUUUUUAUCCAACUACAUAUUCCUGUCUGUUGGAAGGGUUGGUUCGAGUACCGAACUGAUUGUGCAGAAGAUUGAGCUUGUUCAGGAUAUGGAUAAAAGGGAUCAUCUUAUUGAUCAUCUUCGUCGCCAUGUUGUCAAGGGAGCCAAUGGGAAGCAUGCUUUAACUCUUGUAUUUGUUGAAACAAAGAAAGGAGCGGAUGCUUUAGAAGACUGGCUAUCCAGAAGUGGGUUUCCAGCUAUUGCGAUACAUGGUGACAAAGUUCAAUUUGAACGGGAACGGGCCUUGAAAUCUUUCAAAUCUGGUAAUACUCCGAUUUUAGUUGCGACUGAUGUUGCUUCGCGGGGACUGGAUAUCCCCCAUGUGGCACAUGUUAUAAACUUUGACUUGCCUAGAGACAUAGAUGACUACGUGCAUAGAAUUGGAAGAACAGGACGUGCGGGGAAAUCUGGUUUAGCCACUGCUUUCUUCAGCGACAAGAAUAGCCCUAUUGCAAAGGCUCUUGUGGGACUCUUGCAGGAAGCUAAACAAGAAGUUCCGUCUUGGCUCAACCAAUAUGCUGAGUAUACACCAUCUGGUGGACGUGGUCGUAGUUUUGGAGCUCACCGUUACACCAGUGGUAGUUAUGGUGGUCGUGAUUUUCGUAAUGCCACCGAACCUGAGGUGCAGAACUACAACUGCUAUAGUACCUAUGGCAAUGCGAAUCAUGCUAUGGAGUUUUACUCUGACACCACGUACACUGAUACCUCUUAUGACAUACAGAACUCCCAUAGAGAUUCCUCUUUUGACAGUUUGAAUGAGGCUUCUGCCCGCCGCAAUUAUUAUCAGACUGGUGUUAACUCAGGUGUUGACUUAUAUGGUGUUGUGGUGGAAGAAGAUGGGCCAUGUGGUUAUGAAUCUAUCGUUGCCACUGGUUGGGAUUAGGCUAUUAGAGCCGCAAGCUUAAUCUUUUUUUCUUUAGAUGGGUACAGUACUAACAUAAUACAGUGAUGAUAUGGGAGUGGAAGUUGGUAGCCAUCAAGUUUCGGGUAGUAAACAGAUGCAGAUAUGAAAACAAUGUUUUGGAUUUUUCUUUUAGCUUGGGACCCAUGCAUGACAGGAUAGUAAUUUUGGAUCCUACUGUUUUGUUGGUAAUUAUGCUUUUUGGUCUUUAAUUAUAGAAAAUGGUGAAUAACUUAUGAAUUUA